GGAUGUGUUAAAUGUGAAGUGAUGUAUAGUUGUGUAGUAGCUGAGAUUUGAGUUGUGGCUGUGUUGUGUUGCUUCUCUCUCCUCUCCUCGCCUCGUCGUCCCUCCCUACCCUCUCCUUUCUAUCGUGUUUCUAGUCUGUGAUGGUGCUUCCAGGAGCAUCACACACCCACCAUCAUCACCAUCAGCAGCAGGCGACUACUACCCAGCAGGUCUACAACCAGUCUCAACUGCAACUAGCCCACCACCACUUCCUCACCCAUCACCACAACACACUGGUCCACAGUGUCAAUAUUCUCAGGUCUCUCCCCAUGCCCACAGCUAUUCCGGACUCCUCCUCGUCCUCAGCUCAGAAUAUCUCGGCAGCCGUCGCCGGCAGAGGAACCGCGGGAAGUGCACUCCUCACCCCUCUAGGCGUGUCCUCCGCAGCCACUGCAACCUGCACGGGCGCAUCCUCUUCAUUCCCCCCAAUGGUGUCAACUACUCAGUGGGAGCGCAACAUGGUAUCCGCAGCGCAUCACUUCUCGAAGCAGCAGAUGAAUGAUAUUGUGCUAGACUACUUGAUCAAAGAGGGAUUCAAAGAAGCAGCUGAAGCGUUUGCGGCUGAAGCCAACAUGGAUUUGCAGCCAGACAAACUGAGUGGCAUGGACGAGCGGCUGACCAUACAGACAUGCAUCGUGUCAGGCGACAUCAUAGGAGCUAUGAAACUCAUCAAUGAUUUAAACUCUGAUCUAUUAGACGAAAACGCAGAAAUCAAUUUUCAACUGAAACAACAGCACGUGAUUGAGUUGAUCAGACGUGGGGACAAAGAAGGGGCUUUGACUUUUGCUCAGACAUAUUUGUCAGAGCACGGCGACGACGCGAACAAGCGCCAGGCCACGGAGAAGACUCUCAUGCUGCUCUGUUUUGAUGACUUCGACUCCUGUCCCGUCAAAGACUUUCUCUCGGAAUCAAAGAGGCUCAAGCUGGCCGAGGACGUGAACAGUGCAAUUUUGAUCGCACAAGACAGAGAGCCGAGCUCUAAACUAGCGAAAGCCGUGCAAAUUCUAGACUGGGCUCAGAACUCUCUAGAUGACCGAGGAGUGAAAUACCCGAGAAUCGAUGACGUCACAACCGGUGAACUUUCCUACCCAGAUUCGGCCAGUCUCGCUACGAUGCAGUGAUUGUUGGAAAUUCUAGAUCAAAAACAAGACUUUACAUCUGAUUUAGUACAAAUAUAUACUUAACAAGUUAUCUAUCCUGGUGGCGACGAUUAGUAAAUCAAACAGCCUUCACAAGAUUGUUUAAAAAGAUCCGAUUUUCUUGUCAUCUCUCAUCAAAAGUAACAGGGUGGAAAAAAUUGUUAAGUAGAUACCCAACCAUUACAAACUUAAUUUUGUUUAAUUGUAAAAUGUUUUAUGAUCUUAACUGGAAUUUUAAAUGUCAGGAAAAUUUGGAAGGAGAUACUAUUUAUUGAUUGAAACUUGUCAGCGUUCUCUUUCGCUAUUAGUUGUUGUGAAGUAGCGUAAUCUAUUGAGACUUAAAGUGUUGAAUUUAACCAUUAUUCACUGA
Messenger RNA from Symsagittifera roscoffensis, 1548 nucleotides. Its product is annotated as glucose-induced degradation protein 8 homolog. Gene Ontology annotation, molecular function: protein binding. The coding region runs from base 141 to 1160 and encodes 339 amino acids. The record is from RefSeq and is a predicted model, not a curated record. Gene Ontology annotation, cellular component: cytoplasm; nucleus. Gene Ontology annotation, biological process: proteasome-mediated ubiquitin-dependent protein catabolic process. Lineage: Eukaryota; Metazoa; Xenacoelomorpha; Acoela; Convolutidae. The transcript has 6 exons.